AUGACCAACAAAAAAUUUAGAGUUAUUGUGGGAAGCGAUACCGCUGGCUAUGAGUACAAGGAGACCAUCAAAAAGGACCUCGAAAACAAUCCUCUGAUUGAGUCUGUCACUGACGUUGGCGUCUUUGGCACCGACAAGGAGGUCGCUUAUCCCUUGGUGGCGAUCGAAUGUGCCGAGAGAAUUGCGCGGGGCGAAGCCGAUAGAGGCGUGUUGAUCUGUGGAACAGGACUGGGCGUCGCUCUGAGUGCCAAUAAAGUGGCAGGGAUCCGCGCAGUGACAGCGCAUGACUCGUUCAGCGUGGAGCGGUCGAUCCUGUCCAAUAACUGCCAGAUCCUGUGCAUGGGCCAGCGGGUGAUUGGCCUACAGCUGGCCAGAAGACUGGCAAAAGAGUGGUUUACGUACACGUUCGACGAGACGAGUGCGUCUGCGGAGAAGGUUGCCACGCUACUGGAGUACGAACAAAAACACCUAAAUAAGCCUAUAUCGGACAAGAUCUGA
Molecule: messenger RNA, 498 nt
Organism: Ogataea haglerorum
Lineage: Eukaryota; Fungi; Ascomycota; Pichiomycetes; Pichiales; Pichiaceae
Exons: 1
Coding region: 1-498 (165 amino acids)
Biological process (GO): carbohydrate metabolic process
Cellular component (GO): intracellular anatomical structure
Molecular function (GO): isomerase activity
Source: RefSeq, a predicted model, not a curated record